GACAAAUUGACAUCAGGACAUCGCGAGCGCGCGAACAUGGACGCCGCGAUGCGAAUCGUCCUGGAUCUGUAUCGGUCCAUGGCUCCCAUGGAUCUGUUGAUGCAAUCAUUGAAGACGUCGCCGAGCUACUUGACCGUCGACUUCCAGGACCGCUUCAUGGCACAUGUGAUUCAAGACUCGAUUGCGGAUGACUACCCACCCAAGCAAAGCUACACGUUCCGCCUACUUAAGAUAUACAUCCAAGAAGUCGAGCGCCACGGUGGCGAUGUGUCGGACGCGUUGAUGGAAGGAAUCCUUCCUAGCGUCAGCCACAAAAACAUUUCGAUCGGUACUAUGGACCUAGAAGAAUUGCACCAUGUCACAUAUCGGAUACCUCGAUCCUCCCAUGACGCUCCGAAUGGCGACAGCAUCAUCACGUGCCGAGUUGCCGCCGCGCACAACGAAGUCGGUAUGAAGCUGUGGGAAGCUGGGUUCUUCCUUGCAGAAUUCGUCCUUUCCCACCCCGAUUUUUUCCGAGGACAACGAGUCAUGGAGCUGGGUGCCGGCGUCGGGUUUACUGGUUUAGUGCUGGCAAGUCUUCCUUCCGUCGCGUCGGCCGUCGUUCUGACAGACUACGCCCCCGUCGUGAUGCAAAAUCUUCGGUACAAUAUCGAGGUUAAUGCGAGCCGGCUGCAGUGCCCCCAAGUCGACGCGAUGAUGGUGGACUGGACGACUUGGAAGUGGAUGGACGCGCCAUGGGAUAUACUUAUCGCUGCUGAUUGCGUGUACGACGUCGCCGCCUUUCCGGCCAUGGUCCAUGUGCUCGCCACGUUCCUGGAUGCAGGCAAGACCAAGUCGGCGAUCUUUGCGUCCACCCUCCGCAAUCAAGACACAUUCGAUGCCUUCCUGGACCAGCUCCACCUCCACAAGAUCGAGUAUGAAGACCUGACGGCGGCAGCGAUAUCCAAGAUGCCGCACGCCUUUUUGUACGACAACCGUGGCUCCAUUCGGGUGUGCCGCAUGACCAAGGCGGCCGCCGACAACGUGGCGACAUAAAUUGCACAAAUAUGAAAUGUCCAUGGAA
Molecule: messenger RNA, 1063 nt
Organism: Aphanomyces invadans
Lineage: Eukaryota; Oomycota; Saprolegniomycetes; Saprolegniales; Verrucalvaceae
Exons: 3
Coding region: 37-1035 (332 amino acids)
Source: RefSeq, a predicted model, not a curated record